AUGUUUUUGACCAGAAGUGAAUAUGACCGUGGUGUUAGCACGUUUUCUCCAGAAGGGAGAUUGUUCCAAGUUGAAUAUUCUUUAGAAGCAAUUAAGCUCGGAUCAACUGCCAUUGGUAUUGCUACAAGUGAAGGUGUUGUUCUUGGUGUCGAAAAGAGAGCCACUUCUCCCUUAUUAGAAUCUGAUUCUAUUGAAAAAAUAGUUGAAAUUGAACAUCAUAUUGGUUGUGCUAUGAGUGGGUUAACUGCUGAUGCUCGUUCAAUGAUCGAACACGCAAGAGUGUCGGCGCUAACACACAACUUUUACUACGAUGAAGAUAUUGGUGUUGAAUCCUUGACACAAUCCGUUUGUGAUUUAGCAUUAAGAUUUGGUGAAGGUGCUUCUGGUGAAGAAAGACUUAUGUCUAGACCAUUUGGUGUCGCUUUGUUAAUAGCAGGUUACGAUAAAGAUGAAGGGUAUCAAUUAUUCCAUGCUGAACCAUCUGGAACAUUUUACCGUUAUAAUGCUAAAGCUAUAGGUUCCGGUUCUGAAGGUGCACAAUCUGAAUUACAAAAUGAAUGGCAUUCAUCCUUAACUCUAAAAGAAGCUGAAGUAUUAGUGCUGAAGAUUUUAAAGCAAGUGAUGGAAGAAAAAUUAGAUGAAAACAAUGCUCAAUUAAGUUGUGUAUCAAAAGAAGAAGGUUUCAAAAUAUAUUCAAAUGAAAAAACUGCAGGGAUCAUUAAGGACUUGAAAGAAAAAGAGGCACAAGAACAUACUGAAGAAAACGAUAUUGAUAUGUCUUAA
Molecule: messenger RNA, 783 nt
Organism: Maudiozyma saulgeensis
Lineage: Eukaryota; Fungi; Ascomycota; Saccharomycetes; Saccharomycetales; Saccharomycetaceae
Source: the annotation of a GenBank genome assembly